Messenger RNA from Cherax quadricarinatus, 5123 nucleotides. The record is from RefSeq and is a predicted model, not a curated record. NCBI's taxonomy places the organism in Eukaryota, Metazoa, Arthropoda, Malacostraca, Decapoda, Parastacidae.
GUGACCCUUAACAAGUCCAUCCUUGUGGACACAGGUAUCAUCAUGGGGAGUUACGGGCAGGUUAUGCACACCAGUGUGAACAACAUUACAUUCCGUGUCUACACAGAAGAAGAAAUCAAAGAAAUCUCUGUGGUAAAAAUAACCAACGACCAGUCCUUCAACGAGCUGGGUCACCAACUUCGUGAUGGAAUAUACGAUCUGCGGAUGGGACCACUAAUAAAGCAUGUGCAAGAUGUGUGUGAAACCUGUGGCCAAGAUGGUUUUCGAUGUCUGGGACACUGUGGCCACAUAGAACUGCCACUGCCUGUCUAUAACCCAAUUUUUUAUGAGGACCUCAAGAAGCUGCUCUCAGUGAUGUGUAUUUCCUGCUACAAGCUUCAAUCAGACGAAUACCAGGUGAUGCAGCUUUCAUAUCAAAUCAGACUUCUGAAUGAGGGUUAUGGUCAGCAGGCUCUCGAGGUGCAAGAUAUGGUCGCACAAAUCAUGUCAGAUGAGAGAGAGUCGGACGAGGUAUUAACUGGAGUGGGUGACAGAAUUAUCCAAGGAAGUGAAAAGAACUUUAAUAAAUCAAAUAAGAUGCAAGCUAUUGGAGCGACUCUGAAGACAUACUACGAGAAAGUGAUUGAAGAAGGAACAUGUCAUCGUGAGGUGUCCACAUCCAUCAUCAAAGCCAUCCAGCAGCAAAUCAUCAAAAAAUUUGUGGAAGAUUGCAAAACUAGAAAGCUCUGUAAAUAUUGCAAACGAUCUAAAGUAAAGCUCACCUUUCAGUAUUCACGUUUCAUGGUGAAAUCACAGCGGUUCAAGAAUCAUAAAAAGAAUGACGCUCUUGUGACAGUUGAUGUUGACAAUCAGUCGUACAUCACAACCGAACAGAUUCGUACCAUUCUGCGAAAGUGUUGGGAAAAAGAUAAAGAGUUAUUGGUGUGUUUGUAUCCCAUACUGGCAUCAUCAAAAUUGGAGCAUCCUACUGACUUGUUUUUUAUGACUUGUCUCUUGGUUAUGCCUCCAAAGUUUCGUCCAUGUAACUUGCAGGGCGGAAUAAUGGUGGAACACGAGAGCAGUGUUCUUCUGAAGGGUGUGGUGAGAAUGGCUAAGGUUCUAACAUUUCUCAUCUCAGUAGUGAAAGGAACCAUUACAGAGCUGCCAGAAGAACUCAAGUAUCUUCUCUCAGAAGUCUCAGGAGAAACACCUGUGGAGAAGACCCAGAGCAUCUGGUACCAGAUGCAAAGUUACGUUGACAACCUCUUUGAUUCUGAGAUCACUUCGUCGAAGCUCACAACUAGAGGGAUCCGACAGGUAAUAGAGAAGAAAUGUGGUUUGUUUCGGAGAAAUCUCAUGGGCAAACGUGUGAAUUACUCAGCACGCUCAGUAGCCGCACCUGAUCCACUCCUCGCAGUCGAUGAAGUAGGUGUACCCAUGGAUUUUGCUCUUAAACUCACAUACCCAGUUCCUGUCACUCAGUGGAAUGUACAAGAACUCCGGCAGCUUGUGAAGAAUGGUCCUGCAGUGUAUCCUGGAGCAGUGAUGAUUGAAGAUGAAGAAGGCAAGAAGAAGCGUCUCAGAGACGAUGAUGCUAUCCAAAGGAUUGCCAUUGCCAACAAGCUUCUCACUCCACCAGAAUCACACGUGCGGAGAGUCAAUGCCACCAAGAUUGUGUAUCGCCAUUUGCAGAAUGGUGAUUUUGUGUUGAUGAAUCGCCAGCCGACUCUUCAUCGUCCUAGUAUCCAGGCUCACCGUGCCCGUGUAUUACCAAAAGAUCGGGUUCUGCGUAUGCCUUAUGCAAAUUGCAAAGCAUACAAUGCAGAUUUUGAUGGUGAUGAGCUAAAUCUGCACUUCCCUCAGAAUGAAUUAGCAAGAAGUGAAGCUCACCAUAUUGUAACAACUCAUAAUCAGUAUCUUACACCAAAGGAUGGAUCCCCACUUGCUGGGCUCAUUCAAGAUUGUGUUGUAGCCAGUGUCAUGCUGACCAUGAGGCAAACAUUUUUCUCACGUGAAGAUUACCAGCAGUUAGUUUACACUGGACUGUCUGACAAGUGUGACAGGAUUAAAAUGUUGCCUCCUGCGAUUCUAAAGCCAAAGCAGCUGUGGUCUGGGAAGCAGGUCAUCUCCACCCUCCUCCACAACAUCAUUCCAAAAAACGUGGCACGACCAUCUUUCACAUUCAAGACCUCGGUUAAAGUGGAUAUGUGGCAGACUAACAAACCAAGAGAGUGGAAAGCUGGUGGCUUCCCAGAGAAAAAACGCGGGGCUAUGACCGAUUCUGAUUUUAUUAUGGUUGACGGAGAGUUGCUGUGUGGUGUUAUUGAUAAGAAUGCUAUUGGGUCCACAAGCUAUGGACUUAUACAUACGUGUUAUGAUUUAUACGGUGGAAGUGUUGCUUCCAAGCUGCUGUCGUCUAUCAACCGUCUAUGCGUAUAUUAUCUCAAGUGGGCUGGCCAUACCAUCAGUGUCAAAGAAUUUAUUACACCAUCACAUGUUAGUGCCAAACGCAGAGCAGUGUUGGCUGAUCUUAUAAAGAGAACUCCUGCUGAGGUGAGUGCCAAGUUUGGCAUCGCAGAGGAACAUUUCCAAGAUUAUUAUGAGAAGGCUCACAUGAAAGGCAGUGAAAAGGACAUGGCAGCCAUUGACGCGGCUUACACAUCCGUUCUGGGUUCAACCACUUCAGAAGUCACUGGAGAAAACGAACGAGGACUUAUACGGCGCAGUUUGGACAAUCAUAUGAGGAUGAUGGUAGACACAGGAGCCAAGGGUUCGAAGAGCUUGCAACACACUGCUGUCAAGACUGCAGACAGUGGCUAUCUGCAGCGCUGUCUCAUCAAGCAUCUCGAGGGCAUUCAUGUCAAAUAUGACAUGACUGUUCGUAACAGUGAUGGUCUUGUUCUUCAGUUUGAUUAUGGUGAGGAUGGAUUAGACGUAACCAAAGUUCCAUUUUUAAAAAAUCCCGAGACUUUGGAUGUGGUGGUGAAGAACCACAGUCUUCUCCUUAACAGCCAAGCUCUCUCCCUGGCCAGAUCUGUGGGAGAGAAGGAUUUGGUUGAUGCAUACACAAGGAAGAUGAAGAAAUGGCAUAAGAAGAACAGCAACACUGAAAAUGUUCGUCGCAGCGCCUUCCUCAAGUUCAGCAAGAAGAUGAAAGACACUGUUGAGAGCACUGGCUACAGUGAAAGAACUGGGCGGGCAAACUCCUCCAAAGAACUUCAAGAUAUGUGGCACAACAUGACACUAGAGGAGAAGAAAAAAUUCAUGAAGGAUUCUUCGAAGCGUCCAGACCCAGUCAACUCCGUGUUUAGUGGUGCGUCGAACCUUGGUGUAGUCUCUGAAGCUGUAGAUGAUCUCAUUGAGCGCUACUAUGAAGAGAUGUACUCCAGGCAGCCCACUCAGCAGCAGAAGUUAACGUGGGAAGAGGUGGCAACCACAGUACAUAUGAAGGCUCUUAAUUCCAAGGUGGACCCAGGAGAAGCUGUAGGAGCUCUGUGUGCUCAGGCUAUUGGUGAACCAUUGACUCAGAUGACACUCAACACUUUCCAUUUUGCUGGCAAAGAUGAACUUAACGUUACACUUGGUGUACCUCGUAUGGUUGAAAUUUUAAAAACAGCCAACAAAAAAAUAUCGACUCCCAUCAUGGAGGUGGCAUUUCAUCCACACAUUACUAGAUCGCAAGCUGAGAGUCUUCGUAUUAGACUCUCUGAAGUAUCCCUCUCAGCGGUAAUGCUUAGAUUGGAUGUGAGAUCCGAGCCUGAGAAGAACAGGAGAGGUCAUAAUCAUCGCCGAAUCAAUAUCAAAUUUACAUUCCUUCCACAUCGUGAAUACAAGCACAUUUAUGCUGUCAACCCUUCACAAGUGUUAAAUUACGUUGAGCACUAUUUUAUCCCAAAGGUUUUAUUGAAAGAAAUCCAGAAAUCAUGUUCCAUGGGCCGAAAGAUGUGUUCUUCAGCUGAUACUACAGAAAGAAAAAGUAAGGAAAAAGGAAACACUGAAGAUAACGACGAUGAUGAUGGACUAAACGCUGCCGAGGACACUGAAAGAUACAGGGAGAAAAUUGAUGGCACAUUUGGUAAAGUGAACGCUGAGGACGACGACGACAAUGACGUGGAGGAGGUUGGCGAGGAAGAUGCUGAUGCAACAGCAGCAUCAAGGAAAAGAAAGUCAGAGGAACAAGAUUAUUCAGAAGAUGAGAACGAGGCAGAAUCAUCAGACAAGGACGAAAGUGAGAAGGAAACUGUGUCGGAGGAUGAAGGUCUCGGGGAAGAAACCAAAUCAGAUGAGGAAGAUUUAAAGGCAAAACCAAAUGUAGAAGAGUCUAGGAAGCGUAAGGAAUGUGUCACGGUGGACAAAUUUGUCGUACGAAAGGAAGCGCUCAGGCAUGUGACUCUUGGAUUGUGGACUAUGACUUUGAUAGAAACAAAGAAGAAUGGUGUGAAAGCAAUAACUGGGCUCUCAGAAAAAGAUUAUGGAAGACUUAUUGUAACAAUUGCUCUACCCAUAAGUGGUCUCAACUACGAUAUACCUUCCAUUGUACGACAGAAAUCAGAGAAAGCUUUGAUACAUUUUGUCCCAAAUAUUCGAAGAGUCUUCAUUGUCGAGAAGGAUGGUAAACUAUUACUCAGGACAGAAGGUGUCAAUAUACUUAAAAUGUGUGAGUGGGAGCACAUGCUAGAUGUGAACCGCUUGUACACAAACAACAUACAUCAGGUAGCAGAGAGGUAUGGUAUUGAGGCUGCUCAGCGCUCGGUCAUCAGGGAACUACGAGCUGUCCAGUCUGCAUAUGAUAUCAAGGUUGAUUUCCGCCACCUGUCUCUACUUGCUGACUACUUCACAUGUGAGGGUGUAUACAAAGCUUGCUCCCGCUCUGGUUUGAACUCUUGCGUUUCUCCACUUCAGAAGAUGUCCUUUGAAACCUGUUUAAAUGUCCUUAAAAAUGCCAUUUUAAGAGAUGAGAAAGACCAUAUGAGUUCUCCAUCUGCAAAUAUUGCUCUAGGACAGCCAGUGAAGAUGGGUACAAAUUCUAUGCAUAUAUUGCCCAUUCUCACAUAGUAUAGAAUUUUUUUUUAAAAAUGAAAUAAUACUGUUUAAAUUGGAAGAAUUUUGUAUGAAGUGAGCAUUAGUUAAAUUCAUUGAAAUAU